GAGAAAAUCAGAGAAAGUGACAGAGGCAGAGAGAGAGAGAGACAGAGAGAGAGAGACACAGAGAGAGAGAGAGAGAGAUGGUUGAGUUUUAACUCUCACACACUCUCAGUCAGACUCUCUCGCUCUCGUGCGCACACACACUGAUCUGUCUGACAGGCAGCGAUGAUGAUGAUGAUCCUGUUUUUCCUGACUGUCGUCAUUUCCCGGCUUGCACAUGGAAUGCCAGGAUUCCAGGUGCGUCUGGUUGGCGGGAGAAACAAGUUUGAGGGCCGCGUGGAGGUGUUCCAUAACAACGAAUGGGGAACCGUGUGCGAUGACGAGGUGAACAUCAAUCUGGCGAAUGUCGUAUGUCGAGAACUGGGAUUCUCGCACGGCCUCACCUGGGCCCACAGUGCCAAGUUCGGCAAGGGGCGAGGUCCUAUCUGGAUGGAUAACGUCUUAUGUACGGGCGCAGAGAACUCGCUAUCGGACUGUCGAUCUAACGGCUGGGGAGUAAGCGACUGCACACAUGCAGAAGAUCUGGGCGUCAUCUGCAGCCCAGUGCGACCCCAGCAGGGCCACGUCCCACAUUACCAAGAAUCAGCUCAACCUGCCCCCGCUCCACCACCUCAACCCCAAUCUCAAAUCUCCAACUCCCCAUCAAACCCUCCUAUAGAUGCCCAGGUGCCCGCCAGCUCCACCUACAGACGGGGGCAUGAAAUAGCCCUCCGUCGCAACAGCCAGGGCUCAUCGUCACCACAGCUACAUGGCCAUCAAAUCCAACUGCGCCGGCAAGGAUUCGAAAACACCGCCACUACACGUGAACAUGAAAACUCUGUGCCAAGAGGACACCAGUUACCAAAUUUUCUGCACAACAGGGCCACAUACAGACGGGCUCAGGAGGCUCCGCACGUACCGGUCAGUCAGACUCAAUUCCAAGAGACUCCACCCAGACCACCAGCUCCAGCACGCAGACCUGAAGCUGACCCAGUUUACAAUCCAGAGCCAGCGUAUCCCAGUGUGGAGCACAAUAACAGGAUGGAUCUGGACUUCAGUGACACUGACAGCCAGUACUCUGGUUGGGUCAGUCUGGAAGAGGUGCGACUCAGACCUGUUCUGUCGGCCACCCGAGAUGCUACCAUGGUAACAGAAGGUGUGGUGGAAGUGAAGCAUGCUGGGAAAUGGAGGCAGGUGUGUAGUUUGGGUUGGGAUGACAACGACAGUCGAGUGGUGUGUGGGAUGCUGGGAUAUCCUGCAGCAGGACAACAUGACACACGUGCGUAUCGGAAACUGUGGGACACCAAGAUGGAGGAUCAAACCACAAGUAAAAAACGUUUCUGGGUGGAGCGUGUUCAGUGUUCGGGUACGGAGGUGUCGUUGGCACGGUGCCAGGCGCAGCUCUCUGUCCCGCAUCACAACAACCCCUGUAGCGGUGGCAUGCAUGCAGUGGUGCGCUGUGUACCUGGAGCGCAGUUCUCAAGAAUUUCCGCCUCUGGUUACCCACAGGCUCCGCCCCCUCGGAAUACUGUGGUGCGUCUGAAGUCGGGUCCGCGGCUCGGCGAGGGCCGUGUUGAGGUGCUCAGAGACGGGAAGUGGGGAACCGUCUGUGACCAUCUGUGGGACCUUCCUGCAGCCAGUGUCAUGUGCAGAGAACUGGGCUUCGGUUCGGCCAAAGAGGCCCUGAGAGGAGCUCACAUGGGACAGGGUACCGGUCCAAUCCACAUGAAUGCAGUUCAGUGCUCAGGCCGAGAGAGCUCCAUCACACACUGUCAAUUUCAGGAGGUUCCUCUGAGAUCCUGCAAGCACACUCAGGACGCGUCUGUCCGCUGUAACGUCCCCAACACUGGACUCGGCUCCACGGUGCGUCUGGCGGGGGGUCGAGAGGUCGCGGAGGGGCGUGUGGAGGUGUUGAUGGAGGUGAGCGGGCAGCGGCGCUGGGGGUCGGUGUGCAGUGAGAACUGGGGCAUUAAUGAAGCGAUGGUCGUGUGCAGACAGCUCGGGUUCGGCUUCGCUUCCAGAGCGCAUCAGGAGACGUGGUUCUGGCCCGGGAAUGCCGGAUCUGAGGACCUGGUCCUGAGUGGAACUCACUGUAUCGGGACGGAGAUGUCCAUUCAGCAGUGCCGUAGAAAUGGACAGGUGUACUGUCCGAGAGGGGGCGGGGCCAAAGCUGCCGGGGUCACCUGUGUGGACGUGGCUCCGGAUCUGGUUGUGGAUGCUCAGUUGGUUCAGGAAACGGCGUAUCUGGAGGAUCGAUCGCUGCGCCUGCUCACCUGCGCACACGAGGAGAACUGUCUGUCGUCGUCUGCCGUGCACAUGCACUGGCCGUAUGGACACCGGCGUCUGCUGAGAUUCUCUUCACGGAUCAUGAACCUCGGACGCGCCGACUUCAGACCGCGAGCGACGCGAGAGUCCUGGACCUGGCAUCAGUGCCACAGACAUUACCACAGUAUUGAAGUCUUUACACAUUAUGACCUUUUGACCCUGAAUGGCACAAAGGUCGCUGAGGGUCACAAAGCCAGUUUCUGUUUGGAGGACACCUACUGCCCUGAAGGCCUGACCAAACGCUACGCCUGUUACAACAUGGGUGAACAGGGCAUCUCUGUGGGUUGCUGGGAUACGUAUCGCCACGACAUCGACUGCCAGUGGAUUGACAUCACUGACGUCAGACCGGGUGACUAUAUCUUCCAGGUCGAGGUUAACCCGUCUCUGGACAUGGCAGAGUCAGACUUCCAGAACAAUGUGAUGCGCUGUAGAUGCAGGUAUGACGGAGGACGAGUGUACCUGUACGGCUGUCACGCAGGUGAUGCAUACAGUGCAGAGGUAGAGGACCUGUUUGAACACCAGCGUCAGAUUUCAAACAACUUCCUCUGACAGAACACAGGGGUGGGACAGGAAAUACAGGACUGACAGUUUCCUCUGGUCGCAAUACUUCAGGUCAACUUCCUCUGCCGUGUGUGAUGUCAUCACCCAUCAGCCAAUCAGAGCUCAUGAUAGAAAGACCAGCGGAGGAGGCGUGUUUUAAGUGUUGUGAUGGAUGUGGGUGGACUCUGUCUCAUGAUUGAUGGGUAGUGGGCGGGGUUAGUGUCGUGAUUGACAGGUAGGGGGCGUUCAGUCUCGUCUUCAUUUAGGCCAGUAUUCAUGAAACGCUGUUUGAGAAUUACAAAACACAGAAGUUCAGUUGAACUUUGUCAGCAUUGCUCAGUUAUACCAUAAACGAGUUUUGUGAAUUUGGAAAUGGUGUAUAAAUGUUUUGAGUUUCACUCGGAGUUCAGUGAAAACUUUCAUCUUCAUUUAAGAUUCAUUAGAGCAAAAAAUAAAUAAAUGUGACGCUUUAUUUCCACAAACCCAAAGAACAUAAUAAUAGACUAGAUGCUUUUUCAGGACGUUUGAUUGGAAGUCACUGUAAAAUAAUUGAAGUGUCAUUGUUUCUGGUGCUUGUGCUUAUUUCUGAUUCUAAUUCUCUUUUUUAUUUUGCAUUAGUUUGACUCAUUAGCAUUGGAGCUUUAGAUUAGAAAGAUAAUUAUAUGCAAAGUAAUAUUCCAUUAGUCUCUAAAGACAAUGUUGCAGGAAACGUUUGUUAAUCAGAAUGAAAACAUUCGAUUUCUGGUCAUUUAUUUCGAUGUUUUAAUCUCCCUUCAGCUUUAAAGAGCCGCUGGUGCUGGUGAUUUUAGUGGCUUUUAAACAUUUAGCCAUCAAUAAUAACGUCAAAUGAAUAUUAUAAGAGCUGCAUUGAUUCUGUUGUUCCAUUUAAAGCAUGAAAUAAACAUGUUUCAUUACUGUUGUAUUGGCAUGUACAGGUUUAUGAUUAAUACAUGUUUAAUGUUCUUGAAACAGAUGAAGAGAACAGUCGGUCAGAUUGUGCUUCAAUACUUGAAUAAUAAAUGUUUCCUCUGUCUCUCCCAGGAAAUGUGAGAAUGUAAUAUGU
Molecule: messenger RNA, 3904 nt
Organism: Xyrauchen texanus (razorback sucker)
Lineage: Eukaryota; Metazoa; Chordata; Actinopteri; Cypriniformes; Catostomidae
Product: lysyl oxidase homolog 4-like
Exons: 15
Coding region: 163-2850 (895 amino acids)
Biological process (GO): peptidyl-lysine oxidation
Cellular component (GO): membrane
Molecular function (GO): protein-lysine 6-oxidase activity; copper ion binding
Source: RefSeq, a predicted model, not a curated record